Messenger RNA from Tremella mesenterica DSM 1558, 1542 nucleotides. RefSeq lists its product as uncharacterized. Gene Ontology annotation, molecular function: ATP binding; ATP hydrolysis activity. The record is from RefSeq and is a predicted model, not a curated record. The coding region runs from base 52 to 1542 and encodes 496 amino acids. The transcript has 8 exons. Gene Ontology annotation, cellular component: mitochondrion; cytoplasm. Lineage: Eukaryota; Fungi; Basidiomycota; Tremellomycetes; Tremellales; Tremellaceae. Gene Ontology annotation, biological process: protein quality control for misfolded or incompletely synthesized proteins.
UUCUUCUUGCUUCUUGCGCAUCUUGUCGACUGCUUUCCCAUACUACAGCUUAUGUCCUCGCCCCCAUCACUGUGCAGGCGUUGUCUAAAAUGGCAAAGGACACUUCUUCCUGGUGUCACAUACAGUCAUAAACCACAAACGAGGCUCACAACAUCUCGUUCAUUUUCCACUCAUCCUUCCCGGUUCGCCCCCUCCAGCAAACCCUCGACAAAGUUUGAGCCUCCAGACCAUCACACAUUCGAAGAUCCCUUGACUCGAUAUGACCAUCUGGUGUCUACCGGAGUGCUCAAAGCGGAUCCCCAUCAACGGUUGAUCUUGAUGAAGUUGCAGCGGUUAUGGACCGAUUUGAGAUCCUACGAUCCAGGACCAGUGCCACCACAGAUAGAUGAGAUCAAACCGUCAUAUUUUGGGAAAUUUUUCUCUCGUUCACCUACUCAACCAGAAGCUACGGUAGAUCUUACCUCUGUACCCAAAGGAAUAUACCUCUAUGGAUCAGUAGGAACAGGCAAGACGAUGCUCAUGGAUCUGUUUCAUUCCACACUUCCAACUCAAUUCCGACCUGGCAAAUAUGGUAGCACACGAAUACACUUUCAUUCUUUCAUGAUUGAUGUUUUACAACGACAACAUGAGGUCAAGGCUAAAUAUAAGGAGAUGGGUUUAGGAGAGAGGGAUGUGAUGCCUGAGGUCGCUAGACGUUUGGCUCUUGAGGGAAGAGUGUUAUGCUUUGAUGAAUUCCAAGUGACUGAUAUUGUCACGGCUAUGUUGCUCAGAGGUUUAUUGGAGAGAUUGAUGGGGUUUGGAGUGGUGUGUGUUAUGACUUCGAAUCGUCACCCUGACGAACUUUACAAAAACGGUAUUCAAAGAAAUUCAUUCCUACCCGCUAUAGACCUAAUCAAAACUCAUUUCGAAAUCGUCGAUCUUGACUCUCCUACCGAUUAUCGUAAAAUCCCUCGUGCACUUUCACAAGUAUACUACCAUCCUCUCUCGCCCGAAACUCGAACGGAAAUGAUGAAACUUUUCGAAGCUCUCACCUCAUCUGAUCCUAAAGGUUCUGAGGUAGUCCGUGGACGUAAACUCAGUUUGUGGGGUAGAGAAUUAGUAAUACCUGAAUCAUCAGGUUCAGUGGCACGAUUUUCAUUUACGGACCUUUGUGAUAGACCUAUGUCUGCUGCUGAUUAUCUGGAGGUGACUUUAAAGUUUGCGACUGUAUUUGUGGAGGAUGUUCCGAGAUUAGGUUUGGGAGAAAGAGAUCAAGCGAGGAGGUUUAUAACGUUUAUUGAUGCAUGCUAUGAAAACAAAACAAGAUUAUUCUUAUCCUCCGAAGUACCGAUAUUCCAAGUGUUCUCAGAUGAACAUUCUGAUAAUACCGCCGCCUCUGAAAAACACAUGAGAGAAGUGAUGGAUGAUCUCGGACUCAAUGCUGAGGAUGUAGGAUCAAGUUCUUUGUUCAAUAGCGAUGAAGAAUUAUUUGCUUUUGCUCGAUGUGUUAGUCGGUUAUCUCAAAUGGGAACCAAAGAAUGGUCAGAACUCGCUGGUCGAUAA